Emys orbicularis (European pond turtle) is the source of this 813-nucleotide messenger RNA. Its product is annotated as heme-binding protein 2-like. The record is from RefSeq and is a predicted model, not a curated record. NCBI's taxonomy places the organism in Eukaryota, Metazoa, Chordata, Testudines, Emydidae. The transcript is spliced from 5 exons. Gene Ontology annotation, molecular function: heme binding. Bases 1 to 813 code for a protein of 270 amino acids.
AUGCAGCAGGAAGCGGUCAGCUGCCGCAUGAGCGGCGCGGCCGGGGAGCCCGGCGCCCCGGGGGCGAUCACCCUGGAGGACCUGGACAGCAUGGCCGAGGAGCAGAGCCCCGACUCGGCUUAUCACAGCAACGGCUGCAGCCAGGACGACGACGCCGAGCAGGAGCGCCUGCUCAGCUACUGGCAGAGCGUGGGCAGGGGGCACCAGGUGGACGUGCCCAGGGACAUGGCAGAGCCAAUCCAGCAACUGACCAGAAAUAAUCAACAUCAGGAGAGGGAAAGUAUCCCAUUUACACUGAUACACCGCAAAGAAAAGUUUGGGGAAGUGCUUUACGAAAAACGUCAGUAUGGAAAAGCUAAAUGGGCUUGUAUUAAAAUGCAAGAAGAACAGUAUGAACAGAGCAUAUGUCUGGGAUUCAUGAAGCUUAUGAAAUAUAUUUGUGAGCAGAACUCUUCAGGAUUGUACUUGGGGAUGACUAUACCCAUUGUGACUCUAGUGCAUACUAACGAAACUCACUCAGAGAUAACACGUUCAGUGACAGUCGCAUACUACCUGCCUGAACUACUGCAGGAGCAGCCACCUCAGCCUUAUGAUUCUGACAUAAUUAUUGAAGAGUGGCCUCCUACUGUUGUUUAUACUAGGAGCUUCAGAGGGGUCACCAAUGAAGACUCUAUAAUGAGAGAAAUAAACUUCUUGGCAGAACUUCUGGAGAGCCCUGAGCUAUGUUUGCAGAAUAUAUUCAUUGUUGCAGGAUACACCAAUCCAGCUGCUGCAAAUCGACACAAUGAAAUAUGGUUCCUGCAAAGACCGUAG